GCCAGCGCUUUGCUCCUGCCAGCCGUCACUGUCCCUAAUAUUUUUGACAGCAAACAAAAGCAACCACUUAAAGCAGAAAAUAGUAAAACAGACGUUAACUCGAAACUGAUAACUAGUCAGGUUUUAGAGCGUAAUAAAAGUGGUCACAAAUCAUCGUCGUUUGACCAUGGUGGAACUAAGAGCAAAAUACCCAAAGCGCAAAUAAGGAAUACAGAUUCAACUAGAAACGAAUGUAUUGUAUUGGGACCCACAGCUACGUCUAAUAACCACAGAGAAAAGGCUAUUAAGAGAAGCGUCAAACCCGAUGAUAAUUCAAAUGCCAGUCAUCAAACAAUAGCAAAAUCUAUCGGAAGUUUUAGACCGAAUCAAUCGUCAACUAAUUCUAAUCAUGGUCACAUUAGAUCCGUGGACAAUUCCAUUGAAAAUUCUUUGAAAGAUCAGAGUUCUAGAAAAUUCUCCAAUAGCGAAUUCGAGUCAGGGGCUAAAAGCUAUUCAGAUUACAGUAAAGGAGUCACUGGUAAUCACCAAGAGUACAAGUCGAGAAAUAGCGGCACUAACUCUAACCCGCCACAAAGGUUUUCAACAAAUUCAACUAGCGAACAACCAGUGUUACAUAGGGAUUGCAAUAAUCUGACGAAAGGUUCAUCACGAAACGAUACUAACGCAGUAACGACGGCCCAAAAGGCAUUGGAGCAACACAACUUGGUACCAAAAAUGGGGCAGAUUAAUUUUCCACCUUUACGAGCACCCCAGAGUAUAGUUAACGUGAGACAUCCAUUUGUUACGGAGUCUAGAAUAAAGCAAAACGAUAUGGGAAUAGGAAAUUGCAAGCAGCAAUCGAGCAUUCCAACAUCUAUGCAGAGCAGUACUAAGGACUUAGAUCACAAUAGACAGACGUUCCAUGGCUACAGUACCUCGCCAAUCGCGAACAUACCAAAUGUACAAAGUUUGAGCAACAUUACUGGCAUUGCACAGUACCCAAGACCCGAUUCAUUUCCUCAGCAAACCCUAGCAAGCUUGCUAUUUCCAGAAUCCUCCCAAUUUCCCCAAUCGCCAUCCUACGGCACGCCACAAGUUGGCCAAAUCAAUCAAUUUCAAGCUUACGAUCCUGGAAGCUUUACGCCUACUCCUGUUAAUGUUAAUUCAGUGAUACCACAGUUCACUGCAGACAACUCACCGUUGUCUUAUCCGCAGUUUGAGAGUCCUCAAUUCGUCCAAACGAAUCAUUAUUCUGCUGCGGAUAUGGCUAACACUCAAUAUCAAUAUCAAGCAGCUGGCGUUGGUCAAAUACCAGAGUCCCCUUUAUUUAUUCAAAGUCUUCAAAGUCCGUUAACCGUUACUGAUCAGUAUGCAACUCCAAAUUAUGCGCAGGCUGUUAGAGCGGAAUUAGUACCAAGAUUGAGGAGACCCCCUCGAUUUAACAAAUGAUUUUUUUACCUUAGUGUACAAAAAAGGACUCAUAAUUAUUACUAAGCCCUGUACCUAUGGAGUGGUGUUUUCUCGCAAUGGGAUUUCAGGGUGUAUUAAAAAUUAGAAUAAGUAUUGACCGUUGAUUUCGCGUUUGAAGAUCUGUUUUUUUUUUUUUAUUUUUUCUUAUUUAACAUUAAAAACUAGAAUUGAACUCGUUGAUGCUAUGCGGCUUAUUGGUCGAUUAUGAGCUUUCUGUAUACAACCUACACACAGAUAAGGUGCGGUGAAAAUUAUUUCAAUUUCAGAUCCAUUUUGAAAUAAAUUUUAACCAAUCCUUGGAUCAUAUUACACACUAGUAAAGCGUAUAGAGAGAGAACUUGACUCGGCACGUUUGUACUGAUAACAAAGGUAAAAAUAAUUAAAUGAAUAAAUAGACGAAAAAUUAAAGAGAAUAGGAAAAAAGCAAAAUUCAACGGAGAUGUUUGCGCAACAAAAUGUUUGCUUAAAAAUAAUUUUCUACUCACCGAAGCGCUGCAUCUCAGAUAAAAAAGAGCAGAAUCUAGAAUAAGUAGAAAUUAAUUACAUCACAUGAAAUUGGUUCUUUUUUUUUGUCCAAUUAAAUGACGUGAUAGGGUACUGAAUUAAGUUCGACCAUUGACCCUUGUGAAACGACCCCAAAUUGACAAUGAUUAUGGAAAAAAAUGUUGAACGAAAUAUUAUUGAUGGGCUGAAUUGUACAUAACUUAUGAAAUUCAUUGUUUUCGUUUAUCACCGACUUAGGAGUCGUGAGAAGUUUGCCGAUGCGAUGAUGAUUAUCACGAUAAGAAUGAUGAAUAAUACGAAUGGAAAUUAAGAACCCAAAAUUAGGUAAAAAAAAAAAAAAACAAUAAAUAAUAAUAGUGAAACGUAGCGAGCUAGGCUUUGCGCUGUUUGAAAUAAUGUUAAUUGACUUUCGAGAAAUUAUUGUUAUUCUUAUUAGAAAAAAACAGAAAAAAAUUCAGUAAUUUGUAUAUGUUAAAAUAAUCUGAAACUGAUAAAACAGUCAUCCUGGAAACAGAUUUGUAAUUGUAUUAUGCUUUACCUCUUAUACCUAUACAGGUACACGCAGUUAUACCAUGAAAAUUAUUGUGAGAUAAUAAAUAUGAUGAAACAGUACUUGAUAAGUUGUUCUAAUUACACUGAAGCUAGAAGGGGGGAUAAAAGAAGAAAGAACAGAACGAACAACUAGAAAGAAAAAUAAAGUUGAUAUACAAGCUAUACUUUGCAUAGAAUUAGUGAAAUUUUUGACUAAACAUAAAUUAUCUACGUAUCACAAUAUAUUAUAUGAAUAUGAUAUGAUACGGCUAAUUGCAGCUAUACAUAUAUAUUUCUAUAAUGCGUGCUUUAAUAUUAAAAUUUAAAAGAGAUAAAUGAAAUGAAAAAAAAACAUCGUGCGCUGUAUUUUGGAAAUAUGUUUCGCUACUGUUUGUAAUGAAUUAAACUAACUUUGGUACAACAUAGAAUUGAAAAAAAAUAAAUAAAAUAUUAUUAAUUAAAUUAUUGAAUCAAUGCGAAAGAUAUUAAACACGUGGAAAUAUGUAAAAUAUAAAUAAAUUAUAAGUACUCGGCAGUGAAUAGCGCGUUAUAAAUUCACAUCAUUCGCGUAACACAGAAGAAAACAGCCGAAAUUGACGUAAUCCAAGGGUUUAAUUUUUUUCUGUCUAUUCUUUACGUCAAUUUAAAUUAAUUAAUUAUAAACGCCUUGCAUCUGUUCAGUCAAAUUCUUAACUGCACAAUAUAAUGUAAAUGUAGAAUUUUUGUGAUUUCGUAUUAACAUGAUUAUAUUAAUACCUAUGUAUAUAAGUGUGAGGUUGAUGCAUACAUAUUGUGUAUUGUAUGUAUAGUAAUAUAAAGUGAUAGAUAAUUAAACUCAGGUGUAUCUUUUUUUUUUGUUUUCCUCUAACCAUAAUUGCGACUUAUUAUCACAGUAGUUCGUAAACUCAUAAGCAUCGUAUGAUGAUUAUAUUCGUAUUAUUAAUCAAUUAAGCAAAUUAUUCAAUAAACAUAUAAACUAUAUAUUUAUAUGUAUAUUCAUAAUUGGAUUAUACAGCCAAUAUAAUGCAUUGUAUCAUCGUAAUCACAUUAUAUCUAAUAUGUGAAUAUAUCCUAAUUGAAAAAAUGAAUUUUGUUAUAAAAUAAAAAAAUACUAAUAAUACCAUCACGAUAACAAUAAUAAUAUUGAUAAAAAUUGUAUGCGAAACUUCGUAAUCAAUAUUAAAUUACUACGGAUUACAAACUGUAAUACCCACCACUUUUCUGCCGAAAAAAAUUACUUAAUUUUGCCCUUUAAUUAUUUAAUAUGAAGUAAAAAACGAAAAAAGGAACAAUGAUUAUAUACUUCAAAAUGAUCAACUGACAAGUAUACUUGUAUUUUAUUUCUAAGAAACAUAAAAUUUUCAACGUUUCAAUUAGUUUUUCUUGAUUUUUUUUCCGUUUCCUUUCGCUUCCGAUUAUUAUACAUUUGGCAGAAAUGAUAGGGCUUAUGAUAUAUGAUACCGUAUGUAAUUAAUUAUCAAAUAUUAUUAAGAAAAGCAUUACUUACAUGCAAAGUAUAGGGUGUGACAAAAAUGUUAUAACUGAUAGCAGUGCUGAGGAGGCGGAUUUAACGUUUAUCAUAUAAAUUUCGAUUGAAGACUGGUUAUAUUUUUCUCAAGACUUGUAGAAAUUAUGAGGUAAUCCUUGUUGGAUAAUGUAACGAUUUCUGUCUAUGAACUUGAAAUAAUAGUCAUAAAAAUGAUUAAUAACUAUCACCUCAGAUGAGAUUUUCUCGUUUCUCUUUCAUUUUUAUAAUCAGUAAAUGCGUUAUGUUAAGUUCAAAUUCAGUAGGAAGUAAACGAAGAGAAAAAAUUGAUUAAAAACAAUUUUUCGUCAUACAAAAAUUGGAAAUCUGAUUGUAGGAUGAAGUAAUCGACAGACCAGCUGGUCGGUGAAGAUCAAAUUCAUCGUCAGCUUGUCGUAUAUUGACAUCAAUUUAUUCAUUAAUCUAUUUUUCUUUCCCUUGAUUCAGUCUGGCCACAAUAUUCAAUUUCGAUUAUACAUUAUGCCUACAUAAAUCACAGAUCUCAUGUAAUUGUAUAAAACCUUAUUUAUUAUGAAUACCCGAUGGAAGUGAAUCAUUCAUAGGGUAUCCAGCGAUUUACUUACAUAAUAAUACGCUAAGGAAAACUAAAAAAAUUAUAAAUAAUAUCAAAUAUUACGAUCGUAUAUUCGAACAAUUUAUUAACAGCGUAUUAGAGUGUCUCGCAAUAUUUGUGAGAUGAAAGAAAAAAGAUAAAUUAGAAAAAACGCGUUCCGUCAACUGCAAUUUGUCGAAUCACGUGCGUGCAUAGUUUUACUUAAAAUUUUUUUUCUGUUAUUUCGAAUUGUCUUAUUACUUUUUUAUAUCGUAAGAACAGAAAGGGAUAAAAAUAAGUAUCGAGUUUUGAUUUAAUGGAGACAAGGAUGCGAAUGAAAAAAUUUCAAAUAAAAUAUUCGACUAAGCUAUAUAUGUAUAAAAAUAAUUAUCAUUCAGAGCACAUAAGACACGGACAUAGGCAUACAGAUAACGACGGAUUUGCUUACCAUUUCCUAUUAUCCUAUAUAAUAUAUAUAUAUAUAUAAUUGAUAAAUUCUACAUUAUUAUAUUUAAAGUUGAAAAAAAAUGAAAAAAAUACCAAAAAAAAAAAAAAAAUUCAAAUAAAAUUGAGAAUAGAAAUCUGUAAUCGAUCGACGUUGUUCUAUGUAUGAUUGUGCGUGUAUAACAAUUGUUAUAAUAAAAUAUCUGAUGAUGCUUAUGAAUUAUUUAUAAAAUUGUAUCAUUGUAAAUGAAACCAUUGCGAAUAUCGUUUGACGGAUUCAACGACAGUUUCUUACGGCAUUUUUGGUUUUUCAUUUGGAAUGUAUUUUCACCUUGAAGAGAAAUAAAUAAAUGUAAAGAAAUAAGUGAAACGAA
Molecule: messenger RNA, 5380 nt
Organism: Athalia rosae (coleseed sawfly)
Lineage: Eukaryota; Metazoa; Arthropoda; Insecta; Hymenoptera; Athaliidae
Exons: 1
Source: RefSeq, a predicted model, not a curated record